AUGGCACCUUUUACAGACCACGUAGUCGUCAUAUGCGGAGCAGGUAGUGGAAUCGGAAGGGCAACAUCCAUCCGCCUAGCUUCGGCUGGAGCAAAUCUAGCAUUGUCGGACAUUGAUUCAGAAGGGUUGAAAACAACACUAGAAUUGUGUCAAGAUGCCGCCGCCGACUCUGCUUCUGUCUCUGCAAGUCCUGACAACAACCCACACUCUGAACAACAACGACAACAACAAAAACAAAACCACAUGACCGAAAUUGUAGAUGUCAGAUCUACAAAAUCCGUCGACACCUUUGUCGCCUCGGUCGUACACCGGUACAAUGGACGUAUAGACCACGUCUUUAACUGCGCAGGUAUCAAUCCAACUAACCUCCCCACGGAAGACAUAACCGACGAGUACUGGUCGAAGCUGAUGGACACGAACCUGAAAGGGACUUUCGCCAUGACGAGGGCAUGCAUCCCCCACAUGCGCCGUGGCGGGUCUUUCGUCAACGUCUCUUCGGUUUGUGGUUUGUACCCGACGGCCGGGUUCGCCGUGUACUGUGCGACCAAGUACGGGGUGAUUGGGUUUUCAAAGUGUAUGGCAUUGGAACUCGGGGAGAAGGGGAUCAGGGUGAACGUCGUGGCGCCGGGGAUAGUCGAAACGCCCACGAACGUCGCAUUCCGUGCGGGACCGGAGAGGGUGCAGGAGCUCGCGAGGGAUAUCGGUCUGAAACGUACAGGCACGCCGGAUGAGGUUGCUGAUGUCGUGGUGUUUCUUUUCAGUGACGGGAGUAGGUUUAUGAAUGGGAGCGUGGUCGAGGUUGAUGGUGGUGUUGGUAUCGCUCAGUGA
This is a messenger RNA of Exophiala oligosperma, 828 nucleotides long. RefSeq lists its product as uncharacterized. The record is from RefSeq and is a predicted model, not a curated record. Lineage: Eukaryota; Fungi; Ascomycota; Eurotiomycetes; Chaetothyriales; Herpotrichiellaceae. The coding region runs from base 1 to 828 and encodes 275 amino acids. The transcript has a single exon. Gene Ontology annotation, molecular function: oxidoreductase activity, acting on the CH-OH group of donors, NAD or NADP as acceptor.